This is a messenger RNA of Daphnia carinata, 4870 nucleotides long. RefSeq lists its product as uncharacterized. NCBI's taxonomy places the organism in Eukaryota, Metazoa, Arthropoda, Branchiopoda, Diplostraca, Daphniidae. The coding region runs from base 582 to 4481 and encodes 1299 amino acids. The record is from RefSeq and is a predicted model, not a curated record. The transcript is spliced from 11 exons.
GACGAUAGGGGAGUAUUUGUGCAUGCCCACAUAAUCCCACACAAAUGGAGACUGCAGCUCCACGACUGGCGGGAGUCGACAAUCGUCUGCCAGCGCGCGUUUACCGCGUGCAGUGCUCAGUUCUCUCUUGACGUUCCUGAACGGGGUUUGUUAUACUGUUCAAAUACCCGUGGUCGUGUAUGGGUCUGUGUGUGUGUGUGUUCUGUUGGUCAGCAGUGAGUGAAUGUAUCUGUGUGUUUGCACACAGGCAAAAGUGAACUCAUUGCACUAGUUCAACGUUCAGUUGCAGCUGUAAGGCCAUUCGAGUUUAUACGACACAUCUGUCCGCCCUCAACAUCCAUGGCUCUGACAACGUUUUUCCCUUUUGGAAAUUUUCAGUGACAUCAACGUAUAACUGCAUUGGGAAGCCAGCAAACAGAAUUUCCCUUUCUUCUGUUUCUUUCUCCCCAAGAAAAGGGCGUGGACGAGGCUAAACAAUGUUGCGCAGUUGAUGCCAUCAGCGCUUUGCAUCGCAGCGAGGAAGGGAGCACGCACGAAUCGAGUUUGUUGUUAUUCUAUUGCGCUCUUCGUACCAGUCGAGGAUGGAGAUUCAUCGACAACCCAGAGAGAGUAAACGGAAACGUUUCAAACCGUGGGAGAAUCUACGGCGCAUGUUCCAGCGCAAGAAUUCCACAGCCAGCGAUCAUCAGCCGGUGUCGAAAGGUCAAAGUUCCAGCACUUCCAGACUGAGCGGCGUCUUCGGCUUGGCCGGCUCUUCUCGAAGUCGGUCCACCAGCGAGCUGCUAACGACCGAACCGCAACCCAUUCCCGCAAGUGGCCACAAUUGCACGGCAACGAAGAACCGAACGGCAUCGGUGGCCGGGUCCCUAGGCGCCGGUUUGAGCGUUUCACAUGACUCCGUCUUUGGGCUGGACAUUUCCCCGGAAUCCGAUGCUUAUUUUACCCAGCACCGGAAUCAAGCGGCUGCCGAAAGUCUUCCGUCAUCCGCCUCACUUCAAUACAUGAGCGAGCUGAGAGCAGCCAUUGGUGGAAGACAUCGUUCAGCUGAAGAUGAUGAAGGUCUACCUCGUUCGCCCGUCAAUGCAACGCCCACGACGGCCCGGGUCCUUGUCGACUAUUCGAUUCACAACAACACGGCGCACAGCGGUGGUGGAAGUGACCCGUCGUUGCUCAGCAUCAACAGUUGCGAGCUGGACGAGACGCCAUUUGUCAGUAUACGCAAUCAGCAACAACAACAGGCACAGCCUCAGCAACAGUCGGGCAAAGUAUUUCAGAGGGCCGGCAGCAACAACACCACAGAAAACAUUACGGAAGGUCGGGCGGAUGGCGGAGACGACGGAUUACUAGGAAUGGCGACUGCAUUAAACCAUAGCGCCGCAAGACAUAAAAUAUCCAUCAGACCUAAAAGAAAUCACGCACCUGCUAGACCUCGUCAGUUGCCACAGUUGGCGGAAGGUCCGAUCGAAGACGAUUUGGCAUGGACGAGUCAUCCUUCAGGGGACGCGGUUCAGCCACAUCCAUCGGUGCCCGAGCGCAAGAGUCGCAUUGGCAGACUAUUGAGAUCGGAACCUGUUUCCGGAUCGUCCUACAAGCAGCGCUCCAUUUCCCUAUCGCGAACGGAAGACAGUGCCAUUCGAGAGGCUCCGGUUUUGCCAGCGUCCGCUGUUAGCGGCGGCGGCGGCCAUGUCGAUCCCAACAGCAGCAGCAGCAGCCCGAAGCCAUCGGCUGGAUCUUCGUCGGUCAAACUUGCCCGGAGCAAGUCUAGCGUCGAGAAGAAGAUCCAGCACGAAGUGGCCGUCUUUUGGCGCCGCACCAAAGAGGGCAAACUCUUCCACAAGAGAGACAACUCUGAGAAAGAAGCGCCAGCCAAUGCUGAUCAGGUGGAAUCGAAAGGGCUGCAGCAACAAGCGGAACCGGCCGAAGUGAAGCGCAAAGAUUUGCGCAAAAUCAAACGUGACAAGGAGGAGAAGAGGAAGAGGAGCGACGUCAGUGCCAAUAAAGAGGACUCAUCCCCGCCGUUCCUGUCCAGGAUUUUCGGCUCGCGGAGGAGCAGCCGCCGCUUGCGUAAAAAGAAUCCGCCUUCGCCCGUGCCGUCCCACAUACCCGAAAGCCGCACUCCUUCGCCAGCGGCCGUCCCGUCCGAAGCGCUUCCCGUUCCCAAGCCGAGAACCGUAUUUCGCAACCAUGACGAUGAAGAAGAAAUGGAGAUUGAUUGGACCGUCCCUAAUCAGCCUUACAGCUACGCUCCGCCUUCGAGCCGGUCCGUCCCAGCCACGCAAUCGAACCGUUUGCUUGAAAAAUGGGCGGACGCUGAUUUUCACGUGCGAGCCCCCGUGGCAUCGCCCAAAGCCAGCAGGACGGAAGACGGUCUGAAAAUGUCCCCUACUCCAGCCCGACAUCAUCGCAUCCACAUUGCCGGAUUGUCGCCUUAUCAACGUCGUGUGGCCCGCAUUGGCAACGGCCUCGAAAUAUCGGAUGAUGAAUGGGACAAGCAGGAACCGACCAUCUCGCCCACUCGUUCCUAUCAUUUCCGGGCCGAUGAGAAAGACUCUGAACGCAAGUCUGGCCUGUCUCUCAAUUUAGAGAACUCGAUGAAGAGCCUUCCGGUGAACAUCAAUCAAGAGUUCACGUUGAAGAAGGCCUCGCCCGUUCUAAAGCCGCCGUCGGACACGGUGGCCGGCGAGAAUCUGCGCCGAUCGUUUGAAAUUCUCAAGUUUUCCAACGAAGGUUUGAAGAAGACGAUCCACAGUUUCAAUCCGAAGCGCAUCAGCCAAUCGUCUGACCAGCUUCAUUUGUCUGACGGCAGCGGCCAGCGCGAAUCGUCCGGAAGCCUUUCGAAUUCGACGAGCAGUUUGAACAUCUCGGACGGGGACGAUGCGGCCGACACGAAUGGAUCCAUGAACAGCGUCUCCGUUCAAUCGACGGAAGAGAAAGACGUGCGGGACGAUGUUCUCAUCGUCGACGAUCACAAGGAGACGAUUCAACAUCAUCCGGACUGGGCGGAUUACAAAGCCGAUGCGGAGGAGCAACAAAACGCGUUGUCUGCGGAUUGUGUACCUAUUAAUAAUACGACCACAGCUGAUUCCCCGUCUAGUCAUCCAGGCAAUGUUUUGGAAUCAGUGCGCAACGAGGAGCCGAUUCCAACGAGCCCAGUCAUCCAUCCGUGCGGAUCGAACGCGUUGCAAGAGGCCGAGAUCCGCGUGAAGGCGCCAUCGCCCGAUGAGUCGGCUAAGCCACCCAAACACAAGUCGUGGGAGAAUCGUCAGCUGGCGGCUGCGGCCGACACGCCCGCCAUGUUCUCCAUGUCUGUGCGAGUUCAAAAUCCGCCGGAUGCGAAAUACAAGCGCAGUAUGAGCACCCCGAAUAGCGAGGCUUCUCUAUCCGCCAACCAGAGCUUCGCUCCCGAAAUGCCGGCCGUUCGGAAACUGUCCGAAACGUUUCAAGCGCCGAGACCUUUCAUCAUGUCCGUGCGGAUGGGUGGCGUCGAUGGCGAAGGAAUUCCGGCGUCUCUCCCGCCGCAACAGCUGAUGGCUAAAUUAUCUGCCCGUCCGUGGCAAACGAAAGAGGAGAAGGAUCGCCAGAACAAAGUGGCGCUGGUCAGAAGUCAGCACGUCGAACCGGAGCCGCCGCCGGAUGCCGUCAAACCGGAAGAAACAGAAAGCGCGGCGCCCGUCGAACCGGUCAAAUUGCGGCCGAAGACGCCCGCCAAGGAAGAGACGUCUGAAUUGUUGAAAGUCUUCGCUCGACGGUCGGUGAAAGUCAGGGACAGCAAGGACCUGACGGAUGCGGUGGAGGGCGGCAGUGCCGAGGCGAGAAAUGAAGUUUUGAGCGGAUCGAUACCGCCGUGCAGACCGGCUUUGAUGGAAUGCGUCACCAAGGAGGAUAUGACUGUUUCUCCUGCCGAUGUCAUUGGCCAGUCAGUCGAAAAAGUGGAUCUCUCUAAAGAAAAGAUGCCGUUGAAAAAGAUUGCUAAACCUCCCGUAGCCAUCCGCACGAUGAUAGGAGAAAAGCCGGCCUUAAUCGAACCUCCGACCGAUCGAUUUUUGAAAUCAUCCGGUAGGGUUCAACCUUUCUUUCGGUCUACCAUUCAAGAAUCGGCUCCUACGACCGAUCAUUCGAGCAUCCGUCCGUUUGUUCCGCUCCUCAUUCGCCUUCCGACCGAGGACAAGAACUCCAGUGAUCCGGCGGAGCAAAGCUCCAAGGACAGCAGUCCGAUUAGCCCGUCUCAGACUGACCCGAUCUUUGAAGAAUGCGCCAGUGACACUAACCGGAUUAUCGAAUCCAGCACGAUGUCACAGGAUGAAACGGUCUGGAAGAAGCAUCAACCAAAAUCGCGACCGUCUGACCGGUUCUUAUCCUCCAACAGAUUCGUUGCUAAAUCCAUAGAUGAGGAGGUGAAAGCGGCGACUGCAGCACCACCUAUCAGGCAAUCUAAAGUGCUUGAUAUGGUUAAUAAUUUUCAACGUUUGCAAGUGACGUGAGUAACCCGGAAAAGACAAAAAACCUGUCUCCUUUUCUUUUUCAGUUGAUGAUGUAAUCAUCAAUCGUUGAUUUUGACGUUGAUCAUUUCUCUUUUCUCUUUCGUGUAAAGUUAAAAACAAUUUUUUUUUUACAUGUGCUUUUCUCCUCUAUAUCUCCCUCCGUCCCUUCGCCCUACAUCUUACUAAAACCCACCACAUCAUGUCAUUCAUAAUCGCCUCGGUGCUGUUGGUAUCCAGCCCCGGCUAUUUUUCCCCCUUUUUUUUUUUUAUGUUUCAUCAUUCUUUUGUUUUUUUUUUUUUUUUUUUUUUUCUAUUGACGCUUUGGAAUUUUGUGCUGUGUGUUUUUAUCAACAAUUGUUACACAUUAUUUUACGACAUGGGUUUAUUAU